AUGCAACUAGAACCUGGAUUUCUGCCGUCAUUUGAUGGAAGGGCCGUUCAAUAUCCAAGCGUGAAGAACUUGAGGGAUUAUAUGAGUUGGAGACAGGCUGAUUGUAGGGAGUUAACAAAACUCGAACACUUUCUUGAAGGUCACAUCAACAACCUCUACAAUACCACGUUUUGGAAUAUGAUUCUUCAAGGCGAGAUGAGUAAUACAGAGGCAGAGAAGGCAUUGCAGGGCACGGUAUCCGGUGAUAAGAACGAGAUUCUAUUUUCAAGGUUCGGGAUAAAUUAUAAUAACGAACCAGAAAUGUUUAAGAAGGGCAGUGUAAUAUUCAGAAACUACGAAAUCCAACCUCAAAUAGAGAAAAUGUCCGGUGGGUCCAAAGAGGUAGAAUAUGAAGUCGGAGAAGAAGGGCCACCGGCAGAAAUGACAAAAUCUCAAAUAGCUAGGAUGAGGAAAAUACAGAAAAAGGCUACGAUUGCGGUGAUGCAUGUGGAUAUCAUCAAAGACGAUUUUUGGGACAAGCGGCCGUGGAUUCUAUCGAAUAAGCCUGGCAACCUCCCCGGGGAAGGGUGA
Histoplasma capsulatum G186AR is the source of this 570-nucleotide messenger RNA. Its product is annotated as tRNA guanylyltransferase. Lineage: Eukaryota; Fungi; Ascomycota; Eurotiomycetes; Onygenales; Ajellomycetaceae. Gene Ontology annotation, molecular function: magnesium ion binding; tRNA guanylyltransferase activity. The record is from RefSeq and is a predicted model, not a curated record. Gene Ontology annotation, biological process: tRNA modification. The coding region runs from base 1 to 570 and encodes 189 amino acids. The transcript is spliced from 4 exons.